AUGAUGCGCCCAGACCCUUUGUUGCAAAAUAGAGUCAACUGUAGUGUCCAAAGGGACGAACUAUAUCAAGGGAUCACGUCUCAAGAUGAAACGCCAGUCAAACAGCCUAUACAAUACAGAGGAAAAAAGCAGAGUCAGCAAACCAGUCAGAAACCAGCUAAAGCAAGUAGCACAAAGGCUCAAAACGCAAGAGAAGAACCAGACCUUAAACUGCUGGAACAGCGAAACGCAACAAAGCCGCCAACGGAGUGCAGUUCACUAAAGUGA
Molecule: messenger RNA, 267 nt
Organism: Opisthorchis viverrini
Lineage: Eukaryota; Metazoa; Platyhelminthes; Trematoda; Opisthorchiida; Opisthorchiidae
Exons: 1
Coding region: 1-267 (88 amino acids)
Source: RefSeq, a predicted model, not a curated record